GAUCGGCGCGACCGGAUUGGGCAACUUGGCAUGGGGCGGGGCCUCUGGGAGGCGUGGCCUCCGGCCGGCUCCUCUGCUGUUGCCAAGGGAAACUGCCGCGAGGAGGCGGAAGGAGCAGAGGACCGUCAGCUGGCGUCGAGGCGGAGCGCGGGAACGACGGCGGCCAUGGCGGCCUCGGGGCCCGGGUGUCGCAGCUGGUGCUUGUGUCCCGAGGUGCCAUCCGCCACCUUCUUCACUGCGCUGCUCUCGCUGCUGGUUUCCGGGCCUCGCCUGUUCCUGCUGCAGCAGCCCCUGGCGCCCUCGGGCCUCACGCUGAAGUCCGAGGCCCUUCGCAACUGGCAAGUUUACAGGCUGGUAACCUACAUCUUUGUCUACGAGAAUCCCAUCUCCCUGCUCUGCGGCGCUAUCAUCAUCUGGCGCUUUGCUGGCAAUUUCGAGAGAACCGUGGGCACCGUCCGCCACUGCUUCUUCACCGUGAUCUUCGCCAUCUUCUCCGCUAUCAUCUUCCUGUCAUUCGAGGCUGUGUCAUCACUGUCAAAGCUGGGGGAAGUGGAGGAUGCCAGAGGUUUCACCCCAGUGGCCUUUGCCAUGCUGGGAGUCACCACCGUCCGUUCUCGGAUGAGGCGGGCCCUGGUGUUUGGCAUGGUUGUGCCCUCAGUCCUGGUUCCGUGGCUCCUGCUGGGUGCCUCGUGGCUCAUUCCCCAGACCUCUUUCCUCAGUAAUGUCUGCGGGCUGUCCAUCGGGCUGGCCUAUGGCCUCACCUACUGCUAUUCCAUCGACCUCUCAGAGCGAGUGGCGCUGAAGCUCGAUCAGACCUUCCCCUUCAGCCUGAUGAGGAGGAUAUCCGUGUUCAAGUACGUCUCAGGGUCUUCAGCCGAGAGGAGGGCAGCCCAGAGCCGGAAACUGAACCCGGUGCCUGGCUCCUACCCCACACAGAGCUGCCACCCUCACCUGUCCCCAAGCCACCCUGUGUCCCAGAUGCAGCACGCCAGUGGUCAGAAGCUGGCCUCCUGGCCCUCCUGCACCCCCGGGCACAUGCCCACUUUGCCUCCGUACCAGCCUGCCUCUGGCCUGUGCUAUGUGCAGAACCACUUUGGUCCAAACCCCACCUCCUCCAGUGUCUACCCAGCUUCUGCGGGCACCUCCCUGGGCGUCCAGCCCCCCACGCCUGUGAACAGCCCUGGCACUUUGUAUUCAGGGGCCUUGGGCACACCAGGGGCUGCAGGCUCCAAGGAGUCCUCCAGGGUCCCCAUGCCCUGAGAGAAUUUCUAGGGAAGUCAUCUCACUUGGCCUUCUGAAGGUCCUCCCUAAGAUUCUCCUGACAAAAGUUACUUAUUGAACACCUCUAUGUGCCAGGCUCUGUGUUGGGUACUUUGAUCAAUGUCCCUGUUUCAGUCUCAUCUGUACUCACGGCAGCCCUGUGGAGUACAGUGUACUGGCCCAGCUUACAGAUGCAGAAAGCGAGACGUUCUGCCAUCAGAUAAAGUCACGUGGCUCUUUAGUAACACAGACAAGGCUCCUUGCCAAGGAACUCGUGGCAGAAGAGGGCAGCAGUUGGCAGUAGCUGCCAAUGUCUGUCCCCAGCUCCACCAUUCCUCCCUGUGGCUGUGCCGUGCUCGUGGUUACAGUGUCCGUGUGUCCAUGUGUCUGUCUGCCCUUCAGGAGCUCGCAGCUGGUGUGCUUGGCGGUCCCAGGCCUGUGUAGUGUCUCUCCCCUGCUGCGGGCGCCCCUACCCCGAUUCCUCUCCCCAGAAGCGGUGGGAUGGGCCCCCAUGAACUGCAGCAGCAUGCUGAGGUGUCCAUGUUGUCUGCCUUUGUAUAAAGAAACAGUCUCUGA
Molecule: messenger RNA, 1836 nt
Organism: Gorilla gorilla gorilla (western lowland gorilla)
Lineage: Eukaryota; Metazoa; Chordata; Mammalia; Primates; Hominidae
Gene: RHBDD2
Product: rhomboid domain containing 2
Exons: 4
Coding region: 31-1260 (409 amino acids)
Cellular component (GO): membrane
Molecular function (GO): serine-type endopeptidase activity
Source: RefSeq, a predicted model, not a curated record